AUGGGAGUCGAUACCCUCACAACAAGUUCCGCAUUUAACCCGAGUUCACAGGAUGCACUCGUUUUCAAGUUUACAAACUUCGUCUGCGAGAGCUACAACAAAUCCUGGUUGGUAUUCCACAAAUGUCGUCUCAAGGCUGUGAGUCGAAACAAAGUGCUGCUCAAUCUAAAUGGAACGGUUCUACAUCCGGUCAACGAUAUAUCAGCUCAUUUUCGGGUUUUCAAAAGAGCAAAUGGCUACAAGCCAUGGCUCUUUGAUGUCAAAUUUGAUGCCUGUCUGUAUUUGAAGAGGCGAAAUCAUCCCGCUGUUAAUAUAGUCUAUUCACUCUUCACCCCGUUUUCCAACAUUAAUCACUCAUGCCCCUACGUGGGGGCAAUGUUAGUCAAGGACUUGUAUCUAAUACCCGAUCUGAUGCGUCUGCCCGUUCCAACGGGGGACUACUUGUUGUCGAUGCAGUGGUACUACGAUAAGAAGCUAACAUUCGAUACCAAUGUUAGUGUUGCAUUCGUAGAGGAUCUAUUGACGAGCUAA
Messenger RNA from Drosophila subobscura, 531 nucleotides. RefSeq lists its product as uncharacterized. The record is from RefSeq and is a predicted model, not a curated record. Lineage: Eukaryota; Metazoa; Arthropoda; Insecta; Diptera; Drosophilidae. The coding region runs from base 1 to 531 and encodes 176 amino acids. The transcript has 3 exons.